GAGCCAUUGAUACAUUUCCAACCUUCUUUCUUUCCCGAGUUGAUGGCAUUCAAACUGGCUCUUCCUUGCACUUAGGGAGGCUUAUAGGGGGACAUCCGAUGAAUGAGACUCGAGUUCCCACAACGAGCGCCGGGAGAGAAACAUUAUUCAAAGCAGCUGGACGAAAACUCUGAAGAAGAGAAGGGGUUGCAAGAGGCAAGCUACUUUGUGUUGUACUCUAGUCAGGGGCAAAGAUACUUUUUUCCUCAGUAUUCAAAACACAACAAAGAGGGUUUGCUUUUGGGACACAGAGUCACUUUUGUGCAAUAAAGGGUGGAAUCUUUUGCGUUAGCGUUCUGUCUGAUUACAGCGAGCUAGGGUCAUGCAUUGGACAUGAAUACAGACAGACUGAACGGGAAUGGAGAAUAUACGGGCAAGAUUCGGAUACACUGACGAAACAAGCCCAGAAGUCCACUGGAAAUAAGAACGCACCAGUUCAGUGCCAAGUAAUAUUUGGUGCACCACCUUGCAAUGCCAGAAGAAUCCAGCAAAGAAACAAUGAGAGUGCCCACCGCCCCAGAAAGAGUGCUCAUGGAAAAGACCAACAACAAUGAUUGUGUGGUGACGGCCAUCCCCCUGGUCAAUGAGGUCCAGCUGACUGCUGCUACGGGGGGAGCCGAACUCUCCUGCUACCGCUGUGUAGUGCCAUUCGGCGUGGUCAUCCUGAUCGCGGGGAUUGUGGUCACUGCCGUGGCUUACAGUUUCAACUCGCAUGGGUCCACAAUCUCAGUCCUAGGGCUGGUGCUUCUGUCCACAGGACUGCUCCUUCUGGGUUCCAGCGUUGCCUGCUGGAAGGUAAGGCUACAGAAGAAGAAGGACCGGCGAAGGGAGAGUCAGACCGCCCUGAUGGCCAGUCAGAGGAGCAGCUUUGCCUGAGUGAAAGUGACUCAAAUCUGAGUGAAACUGUUGGCAGUAACAGGACUGUGCUUGGGAAAUGGCUCAGUCUGCUAGCCCCUCUGAGGAAGAUAAGCAUACUGUGUCCAGAUGUUUAGUUGCUGACUGCCGUUGCUACAACACACCAGUGACCACAGUGGCCUCACACAAGCAGCAAUAACUGACCCUGGAAUUUCGCAGACUAUCAAGUGUUGAAACCCACAUUUGAAGAUGUUGCUUUUUCCACUGAAAUUGAUUGGCUGCACCUGGGUAUCUUGGAAGAUGGCCAGCUCGAAUGUAUCAAAAUUAAGAUUAAUAGCUACUAACUGGAGAAUGGGAAGUUUCCCAUUAAUUUAUUACUGUAUAUGAUUCAACUGACGAAAUGAAUAUUAAGUUGUAGUGAAAAAAUGUAGUGUGACUGCUCUCUUAAUUUCACAGUGACUUAAUUAUUCAUUUAAUUAUGGAAAUAAGGUACUUAAAUUCUUAGAUUUUAUAUGUAGUAAUUGCAUAAUCUUACUGCGUAUUUUAUUAAAAAUGAUGAAAUUGCAGAUACUUUUUUUUCUUCAAUAUUAUGAUAAUGGAAAUGAAUCACUCUAGAGAAAUAAAAUAGAUUUAUAUUUGCUAUGUAUUGAUCAGAAAAAAUGGAAUAAUGUACAGUACAUAUUUAUAGAAUAAUGUAAUUCACAGUUUAAAAAAUAAUUAUUAUUGUCGAGACAAUAAUAACACAAUUUGCAUAAACAUAGAAGGUGUGAAUCUAUGCACUUUUGAUACAUAUGUUGAACUUGUCCAGUGUACAUAUGACAAGAUCUGGAUUUUUUAUUGGCACCUUAUGACAGCAUUGCCAGGACCUCUUAUUCUUCACAGUAAGUGAGUUGUUACUUAUUGAAUUAAUUAAGUGCAUACAUUCUGCUAUAAAUUAACUUUCUACAUAUUUUUGAUAUUUAUAACAUUGUUAUGAUUUGGACUCACUAUAUAUCAAGUUUAUAUAGAGUGUUGAUGGAUGAUUUUGGUUUCAAAUAAACUGAAUGAAAAGAAAAAA
Messenger RNA from Anguilla rostrata (American eel), 1951 nucleotides. Its product is annotated as transmembrane protein 100-like. Gene Ontology annotation, biological process: cellular response to BMP stimulus. Bases 511 to 915 code for a protein of 134 amino acids. The record is from RefSeq and is a predicted model, not a curated record. Gene Ontology annotation, cellular component: plasma membrane. Lineage: Eukaryota; Metazoa; Chordata; Actinopteri; Anguilliformes; Anguillidae. The transcript is spliced from 2 exons.